AUGCCUGCAGCGGUCAAACAACUAUCCACUUGUCGUUACUGGGCUCUCGGAUCACGUUGUCCCAAUAUUGACGCCUUCGGCACGAAUAUCUGUCAGUAUGCACACUGGGACACAGGUAAACUGGCGGGCCAUCUUGAACAACGUGGUACUUGCAUCCCUUGGAAGUACUACGGCUAUUGUGGUCGGGGUGCCGGCUGCUGGUACGAGCAUAGACGCACAGGAGUGGAUGGAUUGUACCAAGGGACCAUCGAACUCGAUGGCUUCGGAUUGCAGGUUGCGGAUGCAGCCAACAAAGCGGGCUUCAACACCUUCAAUCAUGAAGCAUUGUAUCGUCUCAUUUGGGCUGUGAAAAGGGUUGCUUUGCACUCAGGUGUUAACCGGUUCGGUCACCGUCCUCCCCCUCGUCACCCGAUUUAUCCUGACAGGUAUCGACCAAGUGGCAUCGGAGACAAUACCAACAAAAAGAGAAAGAAAAAGGCUAUAGCCAUAAAGCCGCCUCCAAAUCAUACGGUCGAGCUCAAGUUCCAUCCGGUCGAGCCUUUGAUGCGAAAGCGUCCACAUGAUACCAUUGCGGAAGAGAACCUGAUCGACCUGACCACAUCCUCUGACGAUGGAAAUACGACUGACAUCAAAAGCUCGCCGAACACCACAGCAAAAAGACAAAAGACUUCGGAUAACACCACCCUCAAGGCAUUUCCGAAUGCCGCGCAAGCUACCAUCCAUGCGCUUUCGAAGCGUGUCAACAGCGUUAAGCCGCCACAAAAGGCUGUUCCGAGAACCGUACGUCCACCGCCCGCUACUGUGGAAGACGAGAUUGUGAAGCAGUUAUCGCUCGUGAAGACCAAGCUGGACGAUGCUAGAAAGAGCAUGAAUACCUGCCAAGCAACCAUGAAAUCACUGUUCGAUGUGCAUUAUGAAAAAUUUGACGAUGACCAGAUCAUGGUCGGUUUUCAGAAGUUGAGCAACCUUAUGAACAAGGUCUUUGACGCCAGCAAGGAUGGCGCAGCUGAGGUCGAGAAAGUCAUCGAGUGUUUCAGAGAAAAGAAGGCCGGUAUAUUGUGAAGGAGGAGAAUAUUCGCAUUAUGAUGCCGUUAGAGGUUAUUGUUGCCGAGGUGCUUACACAUGUAUUCGAUCACCCCCCUGUUAGUCAGCAGCACAGCUGCAAUUACUGUACAUGGCAGGCACCUGUAACUGCAUAUAUCACACGCAGUGCUACAAAUAAGAUAUCAGCUUCGAAGUCAAAAUUGCUAUGUUUUCAAAG
This is a messenger RNA of Exophiala viscosa, 1261 nucleotides long. RefSeq lists its product as uncharacterized. NCBI's taxonomy places the organism in Eukaryota, Fungi, Ascomycota, Eurotiomycetes, Chaetothyriales, Herpotrichiellaceae. The record is from RefSeq and is a predicted model, not a curated record. Bases 1 to 1062 code for a protein of 353 amino acids. The transcript has 2 exons.